Molecule: messenger RNA, 2418 nt
Organism: Ascoidea rubescens DSM 1968
Lineage: Eukaryota; Fungi; Ascomycota; Saccharomycetes; Ascoideales; Ascoideaceae
Gene: CET1
Product: polynucleotide 5'-phosphatase
Exons: 1
Coding region: 1-2418 (805 amino acids)
Biological process (GO): 7-methylguanosine mRNA capping; polynucleotide 5' dephosphorylation
Cellular component (GO): mRNA capping enzyme complex
Molecular function (GO): polynucleotide 5'-phosphatase activity
Source: RefSeq, a predicted model, not a curated record
AUGGCAAGAGAUUUCAUGAAAAUUUUGAACAACGAUAGCGAAGCUUCGAAAGCAAAUCAGAGCCAGAGCCAGAGAAACAGAAAAGAGCCCAUUGCUCCCACAAACAGCUACAGUCAGAACACUUCGCAUCUUGCUUCUGAUCCCAACGUUGCCUUUAUGAACCACCAUAAUGUCGGUAGCAGCUUGAGAUCCACUCUCCAUCAACAGUUUCUGUCUCAAAACCAUUCCCAACACUCCCAGUCUUCUUCUCAACCAACUAUUCUGUCUCCAACUUUCCAUUCUCAGUCCUUCAACAAUGGCUUGAGUCUCCCAGCUGCAAGAAAUCCCGCCUUCAAUCCUCUGGCAAAGCACCAGUCUCUUUCAAUCCAGUCUCAGCUGCCUAAUAAUAACCUGCCUCAUUUACCACUGUUGAAUUAUUUUCCAAAUAACGACGGCAGGUCUGAAAAUGCUCCAAAUUCCUCGUUAAUCAGUAAUUCCAACCAAAAUCCCAGUCCCAAUGUCAACAUGAAUAUAAAUACUAUGGUGAAUUUCGACAGGAGAACAAGUAUAUCGAGUUUGACCAAUGAAAAUGACGUCGAUAUUCAUGGAAUCGAGACUCCUAGAUUUUCAAGACACUCGAGUCUUUUAAAUUACAAUAAUACUAAUAACAAUACCAAUAACAAUACUAACUCAAAUAUAAAUAACAAUACUAACUCAAAUAUAAAUAACAAUAGUAACAUUAACAGCUCUAUUUCUGGCAACCUGAGUGUAACAAACUCCCCAAUAUUAAAUAAAAAACCAUCUUUGGUUUCCCUUCAGCCAUUGCAUUUACCACUACAUUCUCAACGUCAGAUCCUGCCAAUAUCUCCUCCAAAACUAACUAAAAGAAAUUCUCUCGAUAUACUAAUGAACAAACCUUCCAAAGAUAAUCCUAGCCAUGAUACUAGUCGAAAAUCAUCUUUAAAGGAUCCACAAUUUAACCUGUAUCAUACAGAUAUUAGCGAGCUGGAAGAAUAUGAUAAUAAUAAUAAUAAUACAAAUAACAGUAUUAAUAACGAUCAUCACAAUACUAACAAUGUAGAAAAUACAAGCAAUAGCAAAAUUCAAACCGACGAAAGUGAUGAAAGCGAUGAAAGUGAUGAAGACGAUGAAGACGAUGAAGACGAUGAAGACGAUGACGAUGAAGACAUAAAAAUGAUCCACAAUGAAAUAAAAUCUUUUAAAAAUCAAUCAACAUUGAACAAUCAAGUUCAUGAAAAUCAAAUUUCUUCUUCUAUAAAAACCUCUAAUCCAAUUGAUAGCAAAGAUAAUUCUAAUAACUUUAAUAAUUCCAAUAACUUUAGUAACUCUAAUAACUCUAACUUUAAUGACCCCAAUAAUACCAAUAACUCAUCAAAAGAAUUAGAACUUUUACAAUCUUUAAAACAAAAUCAAAGACAAAAACCAAAAAGAUAUACAACUCCUCCUAUUUGGGCUCAGGAAUGGAUACCUCUAUCCCACUCAAAAAACAAUCAAAUGCUUAAUCAAAUCAACCAACGAAAUUUUAUCCCACAGAUUAUAAUUCCAUUAAAUACAAUUGGAGGAAGUGCUUUAAAAAAAGAUCCAGUAUUAAAACAUGAUUUGAAAAUUUCAAUUUUGGACAUCCAACCAUAUGAUGACUUGAUAAGAAAAAUAUCAGGAUGGCUAUAUGCAAAUUUAGCUCAAAUAGAUAGUGAAGAUUUAAAAUAUGUUGAAGUUGAAUUUAAAUUGGGUCAGAUUUGGUCAAGGGUUGAUGAUAGAAGAAUUAUGUUACCUAUUUCAAAUGAAGUUAUCAUAACUGACCAAAAUAAUUUUAAUUUUACUCCCGGUUUAAGUGAUAUUUUAUUUAACAAAUUAUCUUCCUAUUUAGAUGAACUCUCUUUAGUUCAAAAAAAAGAUGAAUUUGCUAUCAUGAAUAUAAAUCACAUUGAUGAAGAAUACGAAUUGAUAAGGCCCAAUGAAAAGCCCUUUGAGGCAAGAAUAACUAAAGAUGUUGACACACAAAGAGUGGUGGACUCAGUUACCAAAAUUAGAAUCUCGAAUUUAUUAAUUCAUAAUCCAAACAAUUCUUUAGAUUACAAAAUCUCUUUAUCUAUUGAAAGACCCGUAGAUACCUCCGAUGCUGCAAAGGGGAGAAAGGUUGUAAUAAGAAAGAAAUUAAGAAAGUCUUAUUUACACAAAAAGACAAAUACAAAAAUCGAUAUCACAAAAACAGCAACAUCAACACCUCUGAAGUUUACUCCAAAUAAAUUUGAAACUGUUAAUAAUCUAGAAGCCGAGUUGGAAAUGAACAAUAAAUUUCUUUUGGAGGGUUUUAAUGCUUUAGCAACUGGUGAAGAUGUUUAUACUUUUGAAGAUUUAUUAUUAAUUUUAAUGAAUAAUGCUAGAAUUCUUAACCGUCAAUUGGAUUCAAAGGUUUAA